Messenger RNA from Microthlaspi erraticum, 282 nucleotides. The record is from the annotation of a GenBank genome assembly. NCBI's taxonomy places the organism in Eukaryota, Viridiplantae, Streptophyta, Magnoliopsida, Brassicales, Brassicaceae.
AUGGGGUUUUCGAAGAAGUCUCAAUUCGGGAUUUCUGUCCGGGCUUCACUGAAGCCGGUGAAGACGAAACUUAUAAAGUUGGAGAGAGAAACAGAAGUCGAAGAAGAACAAUUCAGUGGUGGCGAAGGAUAUUGCUGCAUCACGCCAAAGGCGUCGGAGAAACUGAAAUGUCCGCCGGCGCCAAGGAAGCGCCGACCGGCGUUGAAGUGCCGGAGCAAUGUCGUUGUAGAGUAUUUGGUGCCUCCUUCAGAUUUGGAGACGGUGUUUGUACGACGCUGUUAA